GUGGUGCUACUGGUGGUGCCGGUGGUGUUUUUGAUAUCACCACCUAUGGUGCCAAACCUGACGCGGAUAUUAGUGCGGCUUUAACAAAUGCCUGGAAGGAGGCAUGUGCGUCGACCACUCCAAGUAAAGUGUUGAUUCCAAAAGGAUCUUACCUAUUAACUGGAGUCAAUAUCAAAGGUCCUUGUAAGAGUUCUAUUGAGCUUCAAGUCGAAGGGACAUUAAAAGCACCAGUCGAACCAAAAGGAGAAGGGUGGCUUUUUGUGGAAUAUGUUGAUUUUUUGACAAUAUCAGGCACUGGAGUCUUUGACGGCAAUGGAAAAGCAGGUUGGGCGAUGAUUGUAUAUCUGUUGGAGAUACUAACAAACAAAUUGUUAUUAGUGAUGUGACUUGCGGACCUGGACAUGGCAUUAGCAUAGGAAGUUUAGGCAAGUACAGUAAGGAGAAAGAAGUGGUAGGAGUUACAGUAAAAAAAUGCAAAUUAAUCAAUACUUCGAAUGGUGUUAGGAUCAAAACAUGGCCCGAUGCUGCUGUCACAUUCCCAGCAACUGACAUGCAUUUCGAAGAUAUUGAAAUGACUAACGUUAGCAAUCCCGUCAUUAUAGACCAAGAAUAUUGUCCAUGGAAUCAAUGCAAUAGAAAGGUUCCAUCAAGCAUUAAAAUCAGCAAAGUCAGCUUCAAGAAUAUCAGAGGUACUUCUGCUACUCCGAUCGCAGUCAAACUUGUUUGCAGCAAAAGUGUACCAUGUGAGGAUGUGGAAGUUGCUGAUAUAGACCUUACUUAUAGUGGAAGUCAAGGACCAAUUAAAUCUCAGUGUGCAAAUGUGAAACCCACUAUUACUGGAAAGCAAAACCCUCCCAUCUGUGCGGAAGUUGCCCCUGCUGAUGCUCCAUCAACUGAUUAAUCUUUUUCACGGGCUCAGAGUCAAACGAGUUUCAUGAAAAACCAUUUUGUAGUUUAUCUCUUUUCAUAAUAUAUAUUUUUUGCUUCAAUGUUGCUUUGUUAUGCUCCAUUUGGAAUGGGCCAUGUUCUCAAUAAUUGUAUUAGUAUUGUUGUAAAAGUGAAAUCAUAGCUUUGGAUAUGAUCACUAAUUUCUCGCUA
Messenger RNA from Momordica charantia (bitter melon), 1098 nucleotides. NCBI's taxonomy places the organism in Eukaryota, Viridiplantae, Streptophyta, Magnoliopsida, Cucurbitales, Cucurbitaceae. The record is from RefSeq and is a predicted model, not a curated record.